AUGCAAUUCACUCUGCUCCUCUCCGCUCUGAUGGCAAUGGUCAUCUCAACCCUGGCCCUCCCUACCGGCGACACUCGUCUCGCUCAACUUCGCCUGUUCGGCGAACCUGGCUGCUACAAUGAAAACAUGGGCGAACUGGGCAUUUACAGAUCGGCUCUCAACCAAUGCAAAACCUUCCCCGGCAACCAAACCAUCGAGUCUGUUAGCUUCGAAUACAAUGUCGCCGGCUGUGGUGUGCAAAUAUUCACCGAAGACAACUGCUCCGCCGGCCAGCACAACGUCACCCUGGGACAAUGCCUCCAAGGCGAUGCCGAAUAUGUCAGCUACAAGUUGGUGUGCAACUAA
Molecule: messenger RNA, 345 nt
Organism: Aspergillus tubingensis
Lineage: Eukaryota; Fungi; Ascomycota; Eurotiomycetes; Eurotiales; Aspergillaceae
Product: transcription factor domain family protein
Exons: 2
Coding region: 1-345 (114 amino acids)
Source: RefSeq, a predicted model, not a curated record